AUGGGUGAGGAUGCGGAGAAAUUGCGACCCUUGUACAUUGCUGAACUCGUGAACACCGUCUGUGCCAUCACUGCCACCCAGAAGACUGUGUACGGCCCCACUGGGCAGCUGUGGUGUGAUGGCCGUGGGGGCCCUGCUCCUACUGGCACUGCCAAGGCUGUGGGCAAGGUCAUCCAGGGGCUGAAUGGGAAGUUCACAGUGGUCUUCCGUGUCUCCACCCCCAACAUGUUGGUCAUGGAUCAAACCUGCCAUCUAGGGAAAGCAGCCCAAAAUGACAUCAAGAAGGUGGUGAAGCAAACAUCAGAGGUCCCCCUAAAGAGCACCCUGGGCUACACUGAGGACCAGGUUGGCUCCUGCAACUUUAACAGUGACACCCACUCUGCCACCUUCAGUGCCGGGGUUGGCAUUGCCCUCAAUGACUGCUUUGUCAAGCUCAUUUCCUGGUAUGACGAUGAAUUUGGCUACAGCAACAGAGUGGUAGGACCUAUAGUCCGUGUGGCCUCUGAGGAGUAA
This is a messenger RNA of Balaenoptera musculus (blue whale), 513 nucleotides long. RefSeq names its product glyceraldehyde-3-phosphate dehydrogenase-like. The record is from RefSeq and is a predicted model, not a curated record. Lineage: Eukaryota; Metazoa; Chordata; Mammalia; Artiodactyla; Balaenopteridae. Gene Ontology annotation, molecular function: oxidoreductase activity, acting on the aldehyde or oxo group of donors, NAD or NADP as acceptor.